Molecule: messenger RNA, 1579 nt
Organism: Arabidopsis thaliana (thale cress)
Lineage: Eukaryota; Viridiplantae; Streptophyta; Magnoliopsida; Brassicales; Brassicaceae
Product: C2H2 and C2HC zinc fingers superfamily protein
Exons: 1
Coding region: 174-1295 (373 amino acids)
Biological process (GO): response to acidic pH; response to aluminum ion
Cellular component (GO): nucleus
Source: RefSeq, marked reviewed
ACAACUCGCGAGUAUUUUAUACGGUAGAGGGUAGGGUGUCUUCUUCAUUGCAUCUCUCUAGAGUCUGGACCGUCUGGCAUAUAUAUGAAACAAAUAUACCACAAAGAAUUUAAAGAUUCAACAAAAUCCAAAGAAAAUAUAAGAACAAAACUCAAGCUAGAUUCUUCAUAUACAUGCAUAUACAUAUGAUGAAUCGAGAUGAGCAUAUUGCAAAGAAAGUUGAAGGAUCAAUCUCUAGCUUCUCCGGGGAGACCAGUACUUCCUCAAAACAAAUCUAUGUUAAUCCCGUGACCACGACCGGGACGAAAUCAAUGGAAGACGACGACGUUUCACUCUCUCUUCUAUACAAUCUAUCUACCUUACAUGAAAAAGUCCAUCAGAUCCAAUCUCUGGUCAGCUUCUACAUGGUAUCUACUAAUAACAUUAACCAAUCCUCGGGGUCAACGUCUUUGGCCGUGGCUAACAUCGGAAGUUUGGUUCAAGAGAUCAUCACGGCUGCUUCAUCCAUGUUAUAUACUUGCCAACAACUCCAAAUCGGAUCUAACAACAACAACAACGAUAUCGAUAAUGAUCAAACCGUAGAUGCAAUGGUUUUGGAGUUUUCCCGACAAGAAACCGACCCGGGUCAUGAUUUUGUGCAAGAGUCGACCAACCUUUUUGGUGUCCAAGAAAGAGGGCAGAUCUCGUUUCCCGACCAGAAUCUUGAUUGGUACAACACCGAAACCAUAAACCCUAAAAAAGAUAAACAUCGUUCUAAACCAAGUUCCGGGAGCUACGAUAUACUGGAGCUAGACGUAGCGGACCUACUAGCGAAAUACACGCAUUACUGCCAGAUUUGUGGGAAAGGGUUUAAGAGAGACGCUAAUCUAAGGAUGCACAUGAGAGCGCACGGGGAUGAGUACAAGACACGUGAGGCCUUGAUCAGCCCAACGAGCCAAGACAAGAAAGGAGGAUACUCGUUAAAGAAACAUUACUACUCCUGUCCUCAACACGGGUGUAGAUGGAACCAGAGGCACGAGAAGUUUCAACCGUUGAAAUCUGUGAUUUGCGCCAAGAAUCAUUACAAGAGGAGUCAUUGUCCCAAAAUGUAUAUGUGCAGGAGAUGUAGUGUGAAGCAUUUCUCGGUUCUGUCUGAUCUUAGGACACACGAGAAGCAUUGUGGGGAUAUAAAGUGGGUUUGCUCUUGUGGGACUAAAUUUUCUAGGAAAGACAAGCUGAUGAGCCACGUUUCUUUGUUUUUGGGCCACGUACCGGCACAUGGGUCGUCCAAGCCGCCGACAAUCACCCUAAAGUAAGAACAUAGGAAGUUUGAGGUCUAUAGAGAUUUCAUAGACGAUAUCUCAAGAAAUGACACGUGCAUUCACUCCCUCUCUUUUUUUUGUUCUUUUUCUUUUCACGAGUUUCUAUAUUCUCUAAAUUAAUGUCACAAAGAUAAGAUAAUAUACAGAUUUGUAUCAUAGUGACUUGUGCAUUAACGUUAAUGUUACAAAUGAUUUUGGUUCUGAUGGGUAUCAUGCAUAGAUUUUCACUAAUCUCAGAAAUAUGUGGAAUCAGUGAGAAUCAAAAUUUAUGUUUAAUA